Alligator sinensis (Chinese alligator) is the source of this 2341-nucleotide messenger RNA. It is a transcript of the gene RELB, whose product is annotated as RELB proto-oncogene, NF-kB subunit. Bases 497 to 2341 code for a protein of 614 amino acids. The record is from RefSeq and is a predicted model, not a curated record. Lineage: Eukaryota; Metazoa; Chordata; Crocodylia; Alligatoridae. Gene Ontology annotation, molecular function: DNA-binding transcription factor activity, RNA polymerase II-specific; RNA polymerase II cis-regulatory region sequence-specific DNA binding. Gene Ontology annotation, biological process: regulation of transcription by RNA polymerase II; non-canonical NF-kappaB signal transduction; innate immune response. Gene Ontology annotation, cellular component: cytoplasm. The transcript is spliced from 10 exons.
GGGUGUGCCCAGCCCCUGCCCCUUCUCCUUCCACAUCCACCUGGCAGCAGAAGCCUUGGCCGACUCAGCCUGGCUCCCCUGGGCUGGGUAUGCCCUUGCCUGCAGUUCAGGCCAGCGACCCUGGCGCGCGGUUACUGACUGCUGUCGCAGGGCUUCAUCUACACUAGGGGAGGAGUGUCUUGCUGGGAGGUGUUGGGUGGGGCCCGGGGCUACUUCUAGCAGUGCCCUGGGCAUGCCUGUGCUGCAGCAGCCAGGCUGGAAGAUGUCCCCCCUCCCUCCCUGAGAUUGAGUCCCUGGAUCAGCUCCCCUGCUGCAGGGGCUGGGUGGCGCUGGAGCUCAGGCCAGCGGCUUUGCCCGCAUCUGUUACCUGGCAGCAGGCACGUGCCGGGAGGAAGGUGGGCACUGUGGCAGUGUGUGCAGGGCAGGGCUCAGAGGCCAGGGUGGACAGCCCUGUGCGUGGCUGUGGCUGGCAGAGGCCCCCUGCCACCACAUCCUGAUGCUGCCUGUGACUCGUGCCAACCCCUGGCUGCUCCCGCUGCCCCCGGGCAAGUCUCUGCAGCUGUGCCCUGAUGGUGCCCCCCCCACCACAGAGAUCAUUGAGGAGCUGAUGAAGGAGGAUGGAUUCCAGCCAGACACCCCGUCCUUCCUGCCCAGGCCUAUGCCCAAGGGCCCGGCCAAGUUGGUGCCCCGGGGCUCGAGCCCCAUGGUGCCCACGGGAUCGCUGCACCACCCACAGCCUCUGGGGUCCGGCUCGCUGCCAGGGACUCUGGGGCCCUUUGGAGACUCCCCCCUGCUGCCACCUGUCUCCCGGGGCCCCCAGCUCACCCAGAGCCUGGGCAACUUGACGCUGUCGCCGAGGCUGGUGCCACGGGGGACGCCACUCCCAUCCACCGCCGCGCCCGCCCAGCACCACUGGUCCAUGCCCACGGCCAAGGAGCAGCUGGAGGACAUGCUGGAGCCGCCCAAGCUGGUGAUCACAGAGCAGCCAAAGCAGCGGGGCAUGCGCUUCCGCUAUGAGUGUGAGGGCCGGUCAGCUGGCAGCAUCCUGGGCGAGAGUAGCACUGAGGCCAGCAAGACCCUGCCAGCCAUUGAGUUGCUGAACUGCCAGAAGAUCCCAGAGGUGAAGGUGACGGCCUGCCUGGUGUGGAAGGACUGGCCGUUCCGUAUCCACCCUCACGGCCUUGUGGGCAAGGACUGCAGCAAUGGGCUCUGCGAGGUCACCCUCAAGCCCCAGACCAACCCCAAGCACAGCUUCAGCAAUCUCGGCAUCCAGUGUGUCAAGAAGAAGGAGAUCGAGGGGGCCAUCGAGAAGAAGCUACACCUGGGCAUCGACCCCUUCAAAGCUGGCUCCCUGAAGAAUCACCAGGAGGUAGACAUGAACGUGGUGCGGAUCUGCUUCCAGGCUUCCUAUCGCGACACCAGUGGGCAGACACGGCACCUCAGCCCCGUGCUCUCCGAGCCCAUCUUUGACAAGAAGUCCACCAACACGUCGGAGCUGCGCAUCUGCCGCAUGAACAAGGAGUGCGGGCCCUGCGCGGGUGGGGAGGAGAUGUACCUGCUCUGCGAUAAGGUCCAGAAAGAGGACAUUGCCGUCAUCUUCCGGAAGGAUACCUGGGAGGCCAAGGCCGACUUCUCGCAGGCCGACGUGCACCGCCAGGUCGCCAUCGUCUUCAAGACACCCCCAUACCAGCACCUGGACAUCCCUGAGCCUGUGGAGGUGGCCGUGUUCCUGCAACGCCUGACUGACAGUGUCUGCAGCGAGCCCUUCCCCUUCACCUACCUGCCCAAGGACCACGAUGCCUACAGGGUGAAUGCGAAGCGGAAGCGGGGGAUGCCUGACGUGCUGGAGGAGCUGUCUGGAUCCGACCCUCAUGGGAUCGAAGCCAAGAGGCGGAAGCAGAAGCCAGCCUACAUGGACCACUUUGUCACACCCCAGGCUGCAGAGGACACGUUCUCCCUCCUGGCCCCUGUGGAGCCCAUGCCGAUGCCGAUGCCCGAGGCCUUCGAGUACUGCCUGCCCCAGGACUACCCCCACUACGGCUGCCCCAGCCUGCGGGACGUGCUCCUGCCCUCCUGCGCCGUCACAGACUUGCCCGCCUGCCUGGACCCCGAGUUCCCGCCGGACAUAUAUGGCCCCCCGGCCAGCAGCACGGCCCCGUUCCUGGUGCCCAGGGAGGUCCCUGCGGGGGACACCGAGGGCACGGCCAGCCUGGUGGGAAGCAACAUGUUCCCCAGCCAGUUCAAGGAGGCCUGCGAGCGGGCGGAGCUGGAGCUGCGGCUGGGGGGCGGACGACGCUUUGCGUCCGAAGCCAAACCAGCCAAGUCCAUGCCAGAGCCGUAG